AUGGCACCGAGAAAUCAUCCGAUUCCUUCACAAGCACAACCAACUGUAAACAAUCACCAUCAUAAUAAUAAUACUCUAAUAUCGUCGGGACAAAACAAUGUUAAACCCGUUGAGCAAACGGUACACGACGAAGUUUCCUCUGAGCAUAUGCAUGAUCGUUUAAUGUUUUUACUUGUAAACUUUAUUGGUAUGAAUGUUUUAGUAACAGUUAAAAAUGGGGCAAAAUAUCAAGGGUUAUUAAAAACGGCUAGUACGAAUGGAGAAUUAGGUGUUGUAUUAAAAAUGGCUCGUAAAGUGUUGACGAAAGCUGAAGAAAAGACUGUACAGAAUCGUGUUAUACCGACAUACAUUAUAAUGGCAAAAGACUUAAUGGAAAUUCAUGCAUGCGAGGUUGAUUUUUCUGCAUGCGAAAAAUUGUUGUCAGAGCGUGAAGGAUCAGGAGCUGUUUUUUUGACUGAUACAGAUAUCAGUGGUCGAGUAGAGGGUCGAUUAGAGUUUCGAGAACACUCAAACAAUGUGUCUUGGGAUCAGUUUGCAGUAAAUGAACAAUUAUUUGGUAUAAAGACAGAUUUUAACGAAGAAAUAUAUACUACAAAGUUAGACCGGUCAAGGGCUGAUUUUAAAGAACGGGAACGUCAAGCCAUCGCCAUAGCAAACGAAAUCACAAGGUCGUCUACAACAAAUGUUCACAUGCUCGAAGAACGUGGCAUUAUGAUAGAGGAAAGCCAAAUGGAUGAAGAAGACAAAUAUGGUGCGGUAGUUCGAAGUCGCGAUCCGAGCAAAUAUAUGCCGCCACAGCUACGAAAGUUACAAGAGCAACAAUUACAACAACAUACUGGACCAUCCCCUGUUGCCAAAAAAUCUGAGCCGAGCAAAGAACCUGCGAAAGAAGUGAUAAGUCCUGGGACAGAGACUAAACCCUUCCGUAUUCCCGAACCUGUUGCUGCUUUACUUAAUUCACACACGCCGAGGAAAACCGGUAUUGAUGCGGAGGGUAAACCUAUCGAAGCGCAAAUUGUCACGACAUUCAGGAAGUUUGCUACAAAUGAGAAAGAACGUUUACAACAAAGGAAGCAGGCAAUAGCUAGAAAGGAAAUGGAUGGAAAGAUGGCGGAAUUACUCAAGUGGGGUCAAAAUUUUAAGUUGAAUUCACCAUUGCCACAAGAUCUUAUUCCUAUAUUGACUAAAGAUGAGGUUAAACGACAACAACUUGCAGCUAAAUCUUCUCGAAAACCAGAAAUCAAAAUUGAAGAGGAUAAAUCUCAUAAAACAAACGGAGAUUCAACAGAAUCUAAGUCAGCAAAUGAUAAGAGUUCCGAUAAAUCUAUAUCUGCAGCUGAUAAAGCUCCGUUACAAUUUCCUCCUGGUCGUACGACUGCUACAACACCGACAAAUUCGCAAUUUAAACUUAAUGCAAAAGCAUCUGAAUGGAAACCUAAUCCUAAUGCGGCAAGUUUCACACCGAUUACUCCAAAUACGCAAGAUAAAAGGUCUCCAGGAUCUUCUCCAUUUUUCGGUAAUCGGCAGUUGAAGAAAAAUAUUGCUACACUCAGAGACGGAUUUACUCCUUUCCAAAAAAGUAAAAACGUAGCUAAUCCUAGUUCAAUACCGCCAACUUGGCCAUUUGGUCAAAGACCUUUCAGACAUCAUUUUUCCGUUACAAAUAAUUAUGAUGAAGAUAUGUAUUCACAAGCCGCCGUCACUCAAGGAUUUGGUUUUGCAGCAUAUCCUGUUACUGGACCAUACCGAUAUCCUCCAAACACACAAUUUGUUAGUGUUCCACCUAUUCCAAUUCAACAAGGCGCUCCUAUACCACCAUAUAUGCAACCAGGGCAAUUUGUCCCAGGCAUGCCUUUUACUACAGCACCUAUGCCUCCCACUGGCGCACCACCUAUGUAUAGUGCACAACUUCCUUCAGUGAUGCCACAACAUUUUGGUUCACAAGGGUUUCCAUCUCCUGGACGUACGCCAAUGGUACCCGCUACUAUCCAUCCACAAAUGUAUCAACCAUAUCAAAAUCCACAUGCCAUGGCACCCAUGAUACGAUAUCCACACGACAUGGUCCAACACGUUUCACCAAAUGGUGUGAUGAUUGGUCAGAGGCCUAUGAUGAUGGAACCACAUUACUUACAACCCGAAGCUGCACCGAUGGAAGGUAUGCCAGUUACAGAACCAACGACAAUAAAUCAAUAA
This is a messenger RNA of Funneliformis caledonium, 2193 nucleotides long. The record is from the annotation of a GenBank genome assembly. Lineage: Eukaryota; Fungi; Glomeromycota; Glomeromycetes; Glomerales; Glomeraceae.